AUGCUAGCAUGUCUUGCAUAUGAGGAAGUUUAUGGAAGUGUAGCAAAUGUGGAAACCAAAGUUGGCCAAACGGUACAUUUGAAAUUCGACAAAUUCAUUCGCAAUAUUGACAUCGAAUUGAAAUGUUCUGAAAGUGGCAUCGCCUAUUAUAGGGCAAUAAUCAAAGAUGGUAAAAUAACAAAAUAUGGGGCAAGACGUUUUGGGAAUCGGAUAACCUUUAUAGACGGUAACCUUAUCAUACGAGACGUAAACGAAAACGAUGCGAUACCAUAUGUGUACAAAUUAGGCCAUUAUUCACAGAAAGUAAGACUUAUUCUUUCACAUUAA
Molecule: messenger RNA, 327 nt
Organism: Acanthocheilonema viteae
Lineage: Eukaryota; Metazoa; Nematoda; Chromadorea; Rhabditida; Onchocercidae
Source: the annotation of a GenBank genome assembly